AUGUCUUCUUCCUCCACUUCAAGUACUCGAAUUCCACUUCUCAUCUUCAAUUUCUUGUUUUGUACCUCUGCAUUUGCUAUAAACCAAAGCUUACAUCCCUUUGAAUCCAUAUACCCGUUUGGAGAUUCACUCUCAGACACAGACAACAAGAUUCGUCAGCCUGGUGCAACUUCAUCUUUUAACGUGUCCAAUUGGCCUUAUGGCUGGAAAAAGUCUCUUAUCAUUCUGGGAGAAAUUGGUGGAUGUGAUAACAACUACGCACUCUCAAAUGGCUGGUCAACAGAGGAGGUUAAAAAGCAUUUAGUGCAGUUCAUUGUUGAAGCCAUUUUGAAAGCUGUUAGAGAAGUAAUUCAACUUGGAGCUAAUUUUGGAGUUGUUCCAGGAAGCCCUCCAGGUGGAUGUUUGCCUAAAGUUUUGACUGAGUUUCCUAGUACUGAUCCCAGUGCUUAUGAUGAUAAUGGCUGUCUGAGAGAGAACAAUGAAUUCGCCAUGUUCGUCAACGAUUGUCUUCAGAGAGGUUUAGAUUCCCUGAAACUUGAAUUUCCUGGUCAUUCUCUAUUUUGA
Oldenlandia corymbosa var. corymbosa is the source of this 564-nucleotide messenger RNA. The record is from the annotation of a GenBank genome assembly. Lineage: Eukaryota; Viridiplantae; Streptophyta; Magnoliopsida; Gentianales; Rubiaceae.